Messenger RNA from Vicugna pacos (alpaca), 5684 nucleotides. Lineage: Eukaryota; Metazoa; Chordata; Mammalia; Artiodactyla; Camelidae. The record is from RefSeq and is a predicted model, not a curated record.
ACAUCUUUUCAUAUGUACCUUGGCCAUUUAUCUACAUUCUUUGGAGAAAUGUCUAUCUAGAGUCUCUGCCCAUUUAAAAAUUAGAUUAUUUGUCUUUUUAUUGUUGCAUUGUAAAAUUUCUCAAUAUAUAUGGGAGGCUAGUUUCUUAUCAGAUAUAUAAAUUGUAAAUUUUUUCAUAUUCCAUGUCUUUUUACUUUCUUGAUGGUGUCCUUUAAAACACAAAAGUUUUAUGUUUAUUGAGAUAUAAUUCACAUAUCAUAAAAUAGUACAAAAAUUUUAAAUUUUGAUGAAGUCCAAUUGAUCAAUUUUUUUCAUUUGUUGCUUGUGCCUUUGGUGUUGUCUAAGAAGGCUUUACUUAACCAGAGGCCAUGAAGAUCUACUCUCAUGUUUUCUUCUAUAAGGUUUUUGUUUGUUUGUUUUAGCUCCUACAUUUAGAUCUUUGAUCCAUUUUGAGUUAGUUUUUGUAUAUGGUGUAAGGAAGGGGUCUAACUUUUAUGUGUGAAUAUCCAGUUAUCCCAGUACCAUUUGUUGAAAGGAUUAUUCUUUCCUCAUUGAAUUGUCUUGGCACCCUUGUCAAAAAUCAAUGGACCAUAAAGGUAAGAGUUUAUUUCUGGGUAUAAUUCCAGUCCAUUUCUCUAUAUAUCUGUCUAUAUGGCAGUACCACACAGUCUUGAUCACUGUAGCUUUGUAGUAUGUUUUCAAGUUGGGAAGUUUGAAUCCUCCAACUAUGUUCUUUUUCAAGAUUUUUUUUAUCUCAUGUCAGCCUUCUGAGGACAGUAGAAUCUGCCAUAGACUAACAUUUACUUGGAGGAAGUACAGCAUGAUAGUUAAUCCUUUCGGCUCUGGAGCCAGGCUGCCUGGGUUCAAAUCCCAGCUCUGCUACAUAAUAGCUGUGUGAUCUCAAGCUAGUUACUUAACUUCUCUGUACCAAAGUUUCCUCAUCCUUAACACAGGUACAAUAAUGAUCAUACCUGCUUUCAUAAAAUAAUUAAGGGGGUUGAGGGGGUUUAGUACAGUGGUAGAGCACAUGCCCGGCAUGCACGAGGGCCUGGGUUCAAUCCCCAGUGUCUCCACUAAAGGGAAAAAAUACAUAAAAUGAUUAAAUACAUGUGAUGCACUUACCACAGUGCCUGGUUCAUAGACAGGGCUCACUGAAUGCUGGCAACAAGUUUUUAGAGUGUGAUCCUGGGCAGAGAGUUUACUCCAUGAGCCUUCUCUCCUUCUCUGUAAAAGCAUGUUAAUAAUGAUACCUUUAUCUCUUCAUGCCACACCUACUCCGAGUCAGAUCCUCUUUUCUUCUUUUUUACAACGGGGUCGGGGGGUGAGGGAGUGGGGGACACAGUGAAAAACAACAUGGCCAGGUUUUUCUUCUGGAUUCAGCCCACCAGCGAAGCAGACAAUCAGCAAGUAAACAGGUUAAAUAAUUUAUUAGAGGAAUCAGAGCAAAGAAGAAAGUAAAAGGAGGUGAUGUGUUCGAAAGGAGGGUGUUAGCUGGGGUGGCUGGGGGGUGUCUCUGAAAAGGCUGGAGCAGAGCCUUGAAUGAUGAAAGGGGAGGCCCAUGAGGAGAACCAGGGGAAGCAUUAGGGUCAGUGCAUCAGCCCUGAAGUAGGACCAAAGCUGGAGUGUGUUUGAGGAUCAGCUAAGAGUCCCGUGUGGCGGGAGCAGAGUGACAAGGGGGACAGUGGGAGGGGAUAGUGAGGACUUGGCCUACACCCUGAGUGAGGUGGAGCCAUGAAAAGGUUCUGAGCAGAGGAGGGAGGCAAACUCAGGUGUCCGCAGGCUCCCUCCUGCUGUGGGGGUGGGGUGGGACAGGGAGCAAAGAGAUGGGGUGGGGGGGCAGAUGAUGGUCUGGGCAGAAAUUAAGGAUGGAUGGGGCCACGAUAGUCAUAGCCACUGUUGCCCUGACAGGGAGGAGGUCCCCCCACCCCACAGCACCUGCUGCCCUGUGUUGGGAAACCCGGAGGCUGGGCUGGGGCAGUUCUCCGAGGCCCUGGUUCGCAAGGGCCACCUGACGGGGCUGAAGCCCAUGGUGCUGGUCAGCUUCCAGUCCCCAGUCAACUUCUAUCACUGGAAGAUAGAGCAGCUACAGAUCCAGAUGGAGGCAGCCCCCUUCCGCAGCAAAGAGUUGUGUAACGCCGAGGAGGUGUGUGUCAUGAGCUGGUAUACGCCCAUGCCCAUCAAGAACGGCAGCGUGGUCAUGCGCGUGGACGUCAGCAGCAAUGGCCUGGGGCCCUUCAUUCCCAAUAAAAGUUUUUGGGUGAACAUCAACGGCUUCCUGGAGAGACAGCAAGACAACACACUGCGUUUCACUGUGGGAAAUGAGCUCUUCAAUCUGAUACCCCGGUACUUUGUGAAUGCCCCAUCACGGCCCCUGUGGUACACUGUGGACCAGGCACCUGUGCUCAUCCUGGGCGGCAUCCCUGAGGAGAAGUCCAUCCUGCUGACCGACACAAACUUCAAGGACUUCUUCCUUGUAGAGCUGAGCAUUAACAGUUGCUGGGUAGGCUCCUUCUGCCCCCAGGCCAGCUUCACCGCCACCAUCUACGAUGCCAUCGCCACCGAGAGCACCCUCUUCAUUCGGCAGAACCAGCUCGUUUACUAUUUUACGGGCACCUAUAUCACACUCCACGAGAGCAACCAUGGCAGCGAGAAAUGGGUUCAUGUCCUGGAGAACGAGUGUGUCAAGAAGUUGUGCCCCGUGCAUUUCCAUAGUAAUGGCUCCGAGUACAUCAUGGCCCUCACCGCUGGCAAGCACGAAGGUUACGUCUACUUGGGGACUAUCACAGAUGGCCGUGUGUCCUUCGAGUUGCUGCCCAGGCAGCAGUCUGUGUGUGAUGCGAUAAAAGUUGUCAACUGCUCCAUAACCUGGGCCGUGUUCGUUGCUGGUCACUACAAUCUCCUGCUGCUGGUGGAAAUUGAAGACCCCUCCACCAGGAAGUAUUUCCAGGUGGUCAGCUAUGACCUGGUCCGUGAUUACCUGGUCAUCCUCUACACCGUCCCAGAAUUCAUCCCUGACGCUCAAGGCCUGGAGUUCCUGAAUAUCCUAGGGGCAGAGUCUUAUACCAACAUCUCAAUGGUACCUAAGGGCAUGUCCUAUAACCCAUAUAACAACUGGCUGUUCAUCUGGGGCAACUUCCUCCUGAUGAGCUAUAACAAUCAAAACUUCAUCUACCUGGCGGAUUUCCCCAAGGAGCUGUCCAUCAAGUACCUGGUCAACUCAUUCCAUGGGGACGUGGCUAUUGUCACAGAGACCGAGGAGAUCUGGUACCUCCUGGAGGGCAGCUACCGGGUGAACCAGCUCUUUCCAUCCAAGGGCUGGGAGGUGUACAUCAGCCUACAGGUGAUGCACCAGUCCUCUCUCUACGCCCCCAAUGAGACCAUGGUCACCCUCUUCUACGAAGACAGAAAACUGUACCAGCUGGUAUACCUUAUAGACAACCAGCAGGGCAGGCUCGUCAAGAGGCUUGUGCCUGUGGAGCAGCUUCUGAUGUACCAGCAGCUCAGCAACGGCUACCACUUGAAGCCGCAAGGGGGUCACCUGACUCUCUCCUUCACCGAAUUCUGCCCCUUCAUGGUGUUGCGCCUGCGGGACCUACCCAACCCGCAAAUCUACACGCGGCAGGAGCGCUACCGAGCACAGCCGCCGCGCGUCCUGGAGCCCUCGGGCUUCCACAACGAGAUCUCCCUCGCUGCCUAUCAGGGCCUCGUUUACUACCUGCUCUGGCUGCACUCCGUGUACGACAAGCCCUACGCGGACCCGGUCCACGACCCCACCUGGCGCUGGUGGAAGGACAGGAAGCAGGAUCAGGAUUACUACUUCUACCUGGCGAGCAACUGGAGGAGCGCGGGCAAGGUGCACAUUGACAUGACUAGUUACGAAAAGAUCUACGACCUCAAGGCCGAGUAUGAGCUGCCCGAGCGCAUCUUCCUGGACAAAGGCACCAGCUACAGCUUUUCCAUCUUCCUGACCGCCCAGGGGCAUUUGUUCAAGUCGGAGAUCCAGCACGGGGUCUCCGUCCAGCCGCAGAGUCGGGCAAAGCUGGCGGUGGUGCUGGGCGACCCGGGCUGCAUCGAGGUGGUGAUGAAGAAGGAGGUCCUUAUUAAUCGCUACUUGGUACUUUUCUGGGUUACGCUCAGUGAUAAAAGGUCUUGCUUUGACCAAGGCAUUAGUGGACAUCACCUUAAGAAGACCUCCAUGCUCGUCAAGGUGGUGGGCUCUGCCUGGCACUGCUUUCAGAACACGCUCCAGGGGCCCCGCAUGCAAGGCAGCUUGAUGAUACCAGUGCUUAUCGGCUGCCCCCCAGGCAAGCGCCUGGCCUUCGACAUCACCUACACGCUGGAGUACAGCCGCCUGCAGAACAAGCAUUACUUCGACUGCGUGCAAGUGGAUCCUGAGAUGCCCUGCUUCUUCUUCCGCGAUAUCUUCUACCCCUUCUUCUUGAUCCAAGACUUGGUGACGGGAGAUUCUGGCAGUUUUCAGGGCAGCUACGUACUGAAGGUGGUGGGCGGCGGGCCCACCAUGGACACCAUCAAGGAAUACAGCGAGGAGGAGAUCUACCGCUUCAACAGCCCUCUGGACAAGACCCGCAGCCUCAUCUGGACCACGAAGAACACGACCACCAAGGACUCGGCCUUCAACAUCAUGUCCCACAACAGUUUAGGCAUUGAGUGGCUCUGUCUGGAGAACUCCCCGUGCUACGACACUGUUCCCCACAGCAUCUUCGCCCCUGAAUUCUACUUCAAGGUGUUGGUGAGCAAUAGAGGUGUGGACAAGAGCACAUACUGUGACUACCAGCUCACCUUCCUGCUGCACAUCCACGGGCUCCCACUCAGCGCCAAGCGGGCCUUCUUCAUCCUCAUGGUGUCAGCCAGCCUGUUUGUCAGCCUGGUCAUCCUCUACCUCAUCUUCUGCCUCCUGUUGCCCUGUAUGAUGAAGGCCUGCAACGUCCUCCACUGGAAGAUCGGUAACAUCAUGGCCUCAGAAUCCUACACCUACAGCACCCACUCCAACACCAGAGUCUUCAUCAGGACCUCUGGGACCAAAUCUGGGGGUGGCUCCAGGGGUAGCUCCAGAGUCAUCCCCAAGGCAGUGCAGGAGAACAAGGAUGUACUCAAAAAACCUUGAAGAAGUUGUUGCUGACCUGAGUCUCUUGCCUGCCCCAACCACCACCCACCCUCAUCUCUCCUUUCCUGGGCCAUCUUGGAAAAGCAACCUGUCACUCAUCCCAGGACCUUCUUCCUGUUUUCCUUGAAUUUUCACUUCUCAUUUCAGCACCAGUGGUGGGUCCUCGUCAGGACUCAUGUUCAGUUAGUUUGUACCACCCAGCCACAUAGGUUAUUAAAAUAUCUAAGUCCUUCUCGGCCAGCUGGUAGACCAGUGGCUUCUCUGUGUGCCUGCCAACUCAGCCCCUCCCCAGGGUGCCCUUGACCUCCCUACCAUCCAGCAGGGUCCUCUGUGACCCAGGCCUGUUGCUAUGGCCUGCAGUCUGUUCUGAUUGUUCAGUGCCCAGGUUUAAAACGGUUGUUAAAUUUUUUGAAUGUCAACACCUAUCUAGUGUCUAGCCUAAGGAGGGGACUCUGGAGAGGCUGACUUUUAUUUUAGUUGCAGAUAGCAAAAGUGUCACUCACAUGGUCCACAUAGAAAUGGUAAUUUAUGGACUUUGUUAAUAUAGACUUCAGGUACA